AAUCAACAGGAAACUUGUCGCCGCCGGGCGUGGGAGCGGCCGGCCUCCCAGCCUGCGCGCGUAUAAAGCUCAGCUCCGCUGCUCCCGCGCGCUGCACCCCAUCUGUGCGGCUUGCCCCGCAGGUCAGCCCCAGAGGACAUCAGCUAUAGCCCCCAGGGUCCGAAUGGCAGCAGAGCCACUGACUGAGGUGGAGACAGCCAUUGACACGUUGGUCACCGCCUUCUUCACCUUUGCAAGGCGAGAGGGCCGGAAGGGCAGCCUCAACAUCAAUGAAUUUAAGGAAAUGGCCACUCAGCAGUUCCCUCACCUGCUCAAGGAUGUGGGCUCCUUGGAUGAGAAGAUGAAGAGCUUGGAUGUGAAUGGGGACUCAGAGCUCCGGUUCAAUGAGUACUGGCGACUGAUUGGGGAGCUGGCCAAGGAGAUCAGAAAGGAGAAGGAGACUCAGAAGAAGUCCGGCUGCCUGGGAUAAGAUGAGCAGGACCAGGCAGAGCUCCACUCCCCCCAAAUAAAGCCUUCUCCUUAACACA
Messenger RNA from Eptesicus fuscus (big brown bat), 527 nucleotides. It is a transcript of the gene S100A13, whose product is annotated as S100 calcium binding protein A13. Lineage: Eukaryota; Metazoa; Chordata; Mammalia; Chiroptera; Vespertilionidae. The coding region runs from base 164 to 469 and encodes 101 amino acids. Gene Ontology annotation, cellular component: perinuclear region of cytoplasm. The transcript is spliced from 3 exons. The record is from RefSeq and is a predicted model, not a curated record. Gene Ontology annotation, molecular function: RAGE receptor binding. Gene Ontology annotation, biological process: positive regulation of cell population proliferation; positive regulation of canonical NF-kappaB signal transduction.